AAAACUCUGAUUUUUGCCUUUGUGUAUAGUUAAUUUUUUAAACAUAUUCUCGAUGCAGCUCAAGGUCACUCAGGAAGAUUCUGCACCAGCUUCAGGGAAUUGUCCCAACUGGAUGUCUGUCCCAGAAGAGGCAGGUGGCUGUAAGGUUCCCCUUACUGAUCUCCAAAGGGGCACUGCUGGAUUCUGAGGAGGAUGUCUGGCUCGGACCUCCCAUUGUGUUCUCACCUCACGUAGCCUGACCGCGUGUCUGAGCUGAGGAGGCCCGGCGAGGAGGGGAAUGGGCCCAGCCUCACUGCAGGAAAAGCCAGUCAGAGACACCAGGGAAGAGAUGGAGAGUUACCGCUGCCUUCUGCAGGCCGGCUCCCAGCUCCAGAGCACUCUGCAGCAGGUGACUGUCCCGAUGAGCAUGAAGGAGGUCGGCGGCUACAUUGAAAAACAGGUGGCGUACCUAUCAGGGGGCCGUGGAGAAGACUCCAGUGUCAUCAUCACUCUCCCGGAGUGCUCUGACUUCAGUGACAUUCCAGAGGAAGCUUUAGCCAAAGUCUUUACAUACCUCACUCUUAUUCCUAGAACAAGACAACCUGGAGUCAAAUUUAUCAUCAUAUUAGACCGGAGACUGGACACAUGGGCAUCUAUCAAAACUGCACUCGCCAGGAUAGCGGUUUCAUUUCCUGGGAAUCUCCACCUGGUUCUGGUGCUUCGACCUACCAGCUUCUUUCACCGUACGGUUACUGAUAUUGGCUUUCGCUUCAGCCAGGAGGACUUCAUGAUGAAGAUGCCAGUGGUGAUGCUGAGCUCUGUCACAGACCUGCUGCGCUACAUCAAUGAGAACCAGCUGACCUCAGAGUUUGGAGGCACUUUAGACUAUUGUCACAGUGACUGGAUUGUUCUACGAACGGCUAUUGAAAGUUUUGCUGUAACAGUUAAAGACAUGGCUCAAAUGCUUCAGGCCUUUGGCUCUGAGCUGGAAGAGGCAGAACUGCCCAAUGAGGGCAAAGCCAUUGAACAUCUGCUCCAGUCUCACACUGAAAAGUACAGCAAACUCAAGGAGACCAUUAGGUCAGUGUCAAAAGAGGGUCGCUACCUUCUCUCAAGUCUGGAGAACUCAGGGAAGGAGGAUGACUCUCACUGGGACAUAAAAUUGGACUGGGAGACCGUACAGAGGCUUCUCGCUCAACUCCGAGACAUGGAGUCAGCCUUUGACGGCUUCUUCGAGAAGCAUCACCUGAAACUUCAUCAAUACCUCCAUUUGCUCAGAUACGAGCAAAGCUUUCAGGAGCUGGGGUUGUGUCUGGAGCAUUUGCUGUCUCAAGAGAGAGAAGUGUCCAUAUCGGGAUACACACUGGCACAAACAGAACUGUCUCUCAGAAAACUGGAAAGUCUGGAAUCAAAUGCACAGGAGGUAAUGAGUCGAGGCCAGAUCAUUAUCCUUCAUGGACACCAGCUGGCAGCCGGUCACCACUACGCCACCGCUCUCAUUAUGCAACGCUGCAAUGAGCUUCGCCACCACUGUGAUAAGCUCAGCGCUGCACUCAAGAGCAAACGUGGUCACCUGGUGCAAAAGCACCAGCUACUCCUUUGUCUUGGACAGGCCCAGAGCUGGUGUGACGAUGUGGCAUAUCUAUUAGCCAAUCAGCUGGUGGAUAAAUUCCAGUCCAAGGAGGGGGCUCAGGCUGCCUUGAGGGACAUUGAGAAGUUCCUGGAGGGAGCACCAUCUAUGCUGAGCUCAGGAAUUGACAUUUUGGUUCUGGAGUUCGAGGCUGUCAUCACCCCUCAGCUGCAGGCUGAGAUAGUGAAAACCUUUGAGAAGCACGGUGCUGUGCAGCAGAUGAUCCAGAACCGGCAGGCCUGUCUGAGGAAGCUGGCCGAUAAACACGUGCGACCCAUCCAACUGGUGGCCCCUAGACCCGAGAAUCCACCACGAUCCAAGUCCCCACUCUUCUCCCCAAAACACGGUGAUGGAUUGAAAUUCACAUUUGACAUUUCGCUGCCUGGGAAGAAAACAUCUCGUAAGAGCCCCAACCAAAGAAAGAUAGAGGUGAUUCACGACUACCAGGAGAGCAGGAGCUGUGUGUCCUACAGUGUGGAGGGGGAGGACAGCCCAGAUCUCCUGAAGCGCUGUGUGAUGAGAGAACUCAUCGAGACAGAGAGGAUUUAUGUGGAAGAGUUGCUGUCAGUGCUGUUGGGAUACAGGGCUGAGAUGGAUAACCCAGCUCUUUCGGGUCUGCUGCCUCCCAUCCUCCGCAGUAAGAGAGACAUCCUCUUUGGAAACAUGCCGGAGCUCUACAACUUUCACAGCAGGGUUUUUCUUCAGGACCUGGAGGGAUGUCUGGAUGUUCCAGAAAAUGUGGGGGCUUGUUUUUUAGAGAGGAAAGAGCAUUUUCAAAUGUAUGAAUGCUACUGUCAGAAUAAGCUGCGCUCUGAGGCCCUCUGGAGACAAUUUUCCAACUGUGCCUUCUUUCAGGAGUGUCAAAAAAAGCUGGAGCACAAACUUGGCCUAGAUUCCUACUUGUUAAAGCCAGUCCAACGCCUCACCAAAUACCAGCUGCUGCUUAAGGAGCUCCUGAAAUAUUGUACAGAUUGUGAGGGGGCCUCUGAACUGCAGGGGGCGCUAACAGCAAUGCUGGAUCUACUCAAAUCAGUAAAUGACUCCAUGCAUCAGAUAGCCAUCACAGGAUAUGAGGGAGAUCUGUGCGAGCUGGGCCGUGUGUUGAUGCAGGGUUCCUUCAGUGUGUGGAUCAGCCAUAAAAAAGGUCCCACGCGCAUGAAGGACCUGGCUCGCUUCAAGCCUAUGCAGAGGCACCUCUUCUUGUACGAGAGAGCUCUGCUCUUCUGCAAACGCAGGGAGGAGCACGGAGACAGUGCUAACAAGACACCAUCUUACAGCUUCAAGCAUUGUCUGAAGAUGACAGCUGUAGGAAUCACAGAAAACGUCAAAGGGGAUGUUAAAAAAUUUGAGAUCUGGUACAGUGGCAGGGAGGAAGUCUACAUAGUUCAGGCUCCUACAGUGGAGGUAAAAAUGGCUUGGCUCAAUGAGCUGCGCAGAAUCCUGAUUAACCAACAGAAAUUACUCCGAGAUGAAGUGUAUCAACACGGACAAGUGGUUGAGCACAUGUCGCUUUCUCCACCACUUUCUGAGAGCAAGCAGCAGAGGGCAUCAGUGAGCUCAGAGGACACAGAGUCAGGGAGGAGCAGUCCAGACCUCCAGCCUCACUCCCCAAAACACCUGCGCAACCGUAGGAGUUGGCCCGGAGCGCAUCACUCAGUAGAUAUUUGUGAGGACCUGGGGGAGUGGUCUGGAGGUCGGGACACCUUCCAUCAUUCUGAUGUAGAGGACGAGGUUUUGGUGCAGCUGGCUCCAGGAAGAUACAGAGCUUCGGCUAACAGUCCUCAAAAUGGACCAGACAGCAUCACCAUCACUUGUGGAGACGUCAUCCAAUUUCAAAGUGAAGUCGACAAGGGUUUGUGCUUUGUGAAAAAUCUCAGUUGUCGACAAGAGGGCUUCAUAUCCGCGUCCAACCUCCAGCUGAUUACAGGAGACAACAGUCGAGGACGUUCCUCCAGAAUGAGCGUAUUUGCAUUUUCUUGCAGAUCCAGGGAAUGUGAAGUUGAGAAAGCUCAGCUCCCCGUAGAGAAGAAGGCACAGGCUGGGAUUCUAAUAUUCGCCUGUGGAUGAUGAGCAAGCACAUUCGUGGCCGGCAACUGUUCAAAUGUAGAGGAGAAAUGUGAGAAUCUAUGGGAUGUGAUUUUCUCACAUAUUUACACUGAUCAUCUUCAGGGCUGGCUUUGUGUCUCCACAGUGGAUGCUGACAUCCAAAAGUAAAGAAAGAGUACAAAAUGAAAGAAAUUUCCAAGUGAGGAUGAAUCAAAAGAACUUCUAUUAAAAAAAGUGUCACAGGAGCUGUUCUGGCCUUUUGGGACAAUCAAAAGCCAAGCCAUGGAUGCUUUUAAAUUUCCUUCUGCGGCAUGUCGGGAUGUGAGGUUGCUGCUGCUGAGUGACAAACAUUUUUAAACACUGACUUGAUCACCUUUGGAUCAUCUCAUCACAUUUUUGUCCAGG
Messenger RNA from Thalassophryne amazonica, 4060 nucleotides. RefSeq names its product MCF.2 cell line derived transforming sequence a (gene mcf2a). The record is from RefSeq and is a predicted model, not a curated record. Gene Ontology annotation, molecular function: guanyl-nucleotide exchange factor activity. Gene Ontology annotation, biological process: dendrite development. The transcript has 30 exons. Lineage: Eukaryota; Metazoa; Chordata; Actinopteri; Batrachoidiformes; Batrachoididae. Bases 278 to 3676 code for a protein of 1132 amino acids. Gene Ontology annotation, cellular component: cytoplasm.